This is a messenger RNA of Lodderomyces orthopsilosis Co 90-125, 2403 nucleotides long. It is a transcript of the gene CDC24, whose product is annotated as Rho family guanine nucleotide exchange factor. The transcript has a single exon. The coding region runs from base 1 to 2403 and encodes 800 amino acids. Gene Ontology annotation, cellular component: nucleus; cytoplasm; division septum. Gene Ontology annotation, biological process: establishment of cell polarity; intracellular signal transduction; septin ring organization. The record is from RefSeq and is a predicted model, not a curated record. Lineage: Eukaryota; Fungi; Ascomycota; Pichiomycetes; Serinales; Debaryomycetaceae. Gene Ontology annotation, molecular function: protein binding; guanyl-nucleotide exchange factor activity.
AUGUCAAAACAAGACAAGCGUAAUGAGGCUUCACGCUCAUUUUCACUGCAAUCUAAUAGGUCUUUCAGUAACAAUUCAUCACCAUCUGUAUCACGUAUCAAUUCGGCAGGUCCACUAAAUAUGACCAAUUUUAAUAAACAAAGUUCACCAAAAGAUCACCUAUUUUAUAAAAGUGAAGCUUUGAAGAGUAGGUUGCAAAAGAUUGAUGGAAUGGCACCGUUUUUAGAUUUAGCAUUCAAUAAAGCUGAAAAAUUAUGUGAACAACAAUCGUUAUCCCUAGCCCAAGAAAAGAAUACAGAGUCAAUGAGUAGAUUAUCAAUGUCUUCUGUUAGUUCACAUGGAAGUGGAACACUAACUACAAACAACACAAAUAGGACCAGUGGUUCUCAGGGAAGUGGCAAUAGUCUAACUGAUAGUCUUUUGACAUUUACUGCCGGGGUAUUACCACUUAAUAUAAGUGUUGAUUCAGCAACGCAAUUGUGGCAAUUAUUUCAACAAGGAGCUCCCUUAUGUCUCAUAUUUAAUGAGAUCUCAUCUGAUCAUAAACUAGCGGUGGUGAGUUCAGAUGAUCAACGUGUGUGCAAGAAAUCAGUCUAUGAAUUCAUCAUUGCCAUGAAGGUGCAUUUAAAAUUUGAAGAUGAUGAUUUAUUUACUAUAUCGAAUGUGUUUUCUGAUAGUACGCAGGACUUACUAAAAAUUAUCACUGUGGUGAAUAAACUCCUUGAUGGGAAAGCAACAGAGGAUUCCGAUAUGAAUGUUGAUGUACAAAUUACCAAUGAACGAUCAAAAGUGUUUCGAGAAAUCAUAGAAACUGAAAGAAAAUAUGUUUCAGAUUUGGAGUUGAUGGUUACUUAUAAAAACCAAUUGGUUGAUGCAGAGUUACUCUCAUCAGAGCAAAUUCACACCCUUUUUCCCAAUCUUAAUGAAGUUGUCGAUUUCCAAAGACGGUUCUUAAAUGGACUUGAAUGUAAUAUAAAUGUACCUGUGAGGUAUCAGAGGAUAGGAUCAGUAUUUAUUCAUGCAAGUUUGGGGCCAUUCAAAACUUAUGAACCAUGGACGAUAGGACAACUUACAGCCAUUGAGCUUAUCAAUAAAGAGGCAACAAAUCUUAAAAAGUCAUCCAAUUUAAUUGACCCUGGAUUUGAGCUACAAUCAUAUAUCCUCAAGCCAAUCCAAAGAUUAUGUAAAUAUCCAUUACUUUUGAAAGAGCUAAUUAAAACAUCACAAGAGGAUUUCAGUUCCACAGAUGAUCUACUGGAUGCUGCCUUUGCGUCCCAUAAUGAGCUUUUAGCUGCACAAGAAGCAAUGAAAGAAGUUGCUAAUAGAGUCAAUGAAGCACAAAGAAGAGCUGAAAAUGUGGAGUAUUUGCGCAAACUAGUGGAGCGGGUAAAGAAUUGGCGUGGGUUCAAUUUGAAAGACCAAGGGGAGUUGCUCUAUCAUGGUAUAGUUGGAGUACGAGAUGCUGAUACCGAAAAGGAAUAUGUUGCCUACUUAUUUGAAAAGAUAAUCUUUUUUUUCAUCGAACUGGAUAAAGAUAAAGAAAAACAUGAAAAGAAGUUUAAACUUGGGUUGAGGAAGGUCUCGGGUGCUGGAUUAAGCUCGUCGACAGCAAAUUUACUAGAGUCCAUCAACAACGGCACCAACGAUUCCAGUCCAUUGGAACUAAAAGGAAGAGUGUAUAUCCUGGAGAUAUACAACAUCAGUGCUUCAUCAAAUCACGGAUACACAUUGGUCAUUUCAUGGUCAGGCAAAAAGGAAAGUGGAUCAUUCAAAUUACGUUAUCGUAAUGAAGAAACUAGAAACCAAUGGGAACAAUGUUUACGCAACUUGAAAACAAAUGAAAUGAAUUUCCAUCUUAGCAAGAAAUUACGUGAUUCACAAUCUUCCGUCAAUACCAAUGAUUCAUCAAUUUAUGAUUACAAUGGAUCACACAACACCACUGCUGAGUCACCACAACAAUUUUACUCAGGACAACAACGACACUACUCUUCCUCAUCAACUUAUAGUAUGAUGCAACCAAACUCACGCGUCAAAUCGGGAGAACUAUCACGAAUCUCAUCAACAGGAUCUAAUUCAAACGUACAUUCAACUGCAUCAACAACCCCAUCAUCAACAUCAGCGCCCAAUUUGCCCCUUUUUGACAUCAAAGUUAAACUUAUCUACAAUAGACUCGAACUACCUGAUCCUUUAAUCGUGUCGAACCAAACUAGGUUUAAUGAAUUGUAUCAAAAGAUAUCAGGGAAAAUUGCUACCAGUGAAUUGAUUUCGGAGGAUAUUUUGGUUAGUAAAUUACGAUAUAAAGAUGAAGAUGGCGAUUUUGUUGUUAUGGAUCUGAAUGAAGAUUGGAAUUUGGCUAUUGAUGAUUUAGGUGAUGGACGUAGUUUGACUAUUUGGGUGUCUUAG